This is a messenger RNA of Rubroshorea leprosula, 1547 nucleotides long. The record is from the annotation of a GenBank genome assembly. NCBI's taxonomy places the organism in Eukaryota, Viridiplantae, Streptophyta, Magnoliopsida, Malvales, Dipterocarpaceae.
AUGCAUCACUGAAGUCCUCCCAUGGCAGACUUCAGUUGCACUCUCCCUUUCUUACUCUACCCUUCAAUCUUCCUCAUCCUCUUUUUCUCCUCCAUUAAUCAUCAUCAUCAUGACCUCUUCAAUUUCCUUCAUUUUACUUCUGUCUCUCCUCCCAAUCACUCCCAGAAAAACACAUCGUUUCUCCAAGAUUUUGUCAAUGAAACCCGUGUCAAUAUCAAUGAUGAUGGUGGAAAGAAAUAGAAGUCAUACUGAGGUUAUGGAGGAAGGACUGGCUCGAGCAAGGGCGGCCAUAAAGCAGGCAUCAUGGCGGCGGAGUUACACAUCCAGCCGGGAGGAGAGCUUUGUUCCCAGAGGAGCCGUUUACAAAAACCCUUAUGCCUUUCAUCAGAGUCACAUUGAGAUGGAAAAAAGGUUCCGUGUAUGGCCAUACAAGGAAGGAGAACCGCCUCUCUUUCACAUCGGUCCGAUGAGCAACAUCUACUCCGUGGAGGGACAGAUGAUUGACGAACUCAACGGUGGUGACAGCCCAUUCUUGGCUCGCCACCCUGAUGAGGCCCUCGUCUUCUUCCUUCCGAUUAGCAUUGUCAACAUAGUCCACUUUGUGUACCGUCCUUACACAAAUUUCUCUCGUGACCGCCUUCAGAACAUCGUUAAGGACUACAUCACACUCAUCUCCAGUAGGUACCCUUUUUGGAACAGAAGCUCUGGUGCCGACCAUUUUCUCGUCUCCUGCCAUGAUUGGGCACCAGAUGUCUCGGCUGCUGAUCCCGAGCUUUUCAAGAACUUCAUCAGAGUUCUCUGCAACGCCAACUCCUCUGAGGGAUUUCAACCGGCUAGAGACGUUUCGAUACCGGAAAUUUUCCUCAGAUAUGGGCAACUCGGAUCACCCGGCCUCGGCCAACCACCUAACAACCGCUCCGUGCUCGCUUUCUUCUCCGGUGGCGCUCAUGGGGACGUUAGGCGGAUGCUAUUCCAAUACUGGAAAGGAAAAGAUGAUGAUGUCCUCGUGUACGAGUACCUCCCCAAAGCACUAAAUUACACCCAAUUAAUGGGUCAAAGUAAGUUCUGUUUGUGUCCUAGCGGGUGGGAAGUGGCCAGUCCAAGGUUGGUGGAGUCCAUAUACGCCGGCUGUGUGCCGGUGAUAGUCGCCGAUCACUAUGUGCUGCCGUUCAGUGAUGUGUUGGAUUGGAGCCAAUUUUCGGUUCAUAUACCGGUUGCGAGGAUUCCGAAGAUAAAAUCAAUAUUGCAAGGAAUUUCCGAGGAAGAGUAUUUGAUGAAACAACGGCGGGUUCUUCAAGUGCAACGGCAUUUCCUGUUGAACCGGCCGGCGAAGAGGUUCGACUUGAUGCAUAUGGUGAUGCAUUCAGUUUGGUUGAGGAGGUUGAAUCGGAGGCUACCGAUCAUGUGACUAUAUCACUUUGUAUGACUGAGAAUUUAAUUUGACUUUAGUGCUCAAUUAGUUGUACGCAACAUACCUCUAGCUGUAUAAAAACUACCCUUAGAUGGUAAUAAAGUUUGGUAUUUUCUAGUAAAGACAGUGCAUUGUA